GGACAGUCCGUUUUGCCUCAUUUCACGGCUGCCAUGGUUGUGUCCAAGGCGAUAGCACCUCCUCCAGGAUUGGAGGCAUCUGAUGGCUCCAAAGGACCGUGUCGAGCGAACAAUUUCUCGAGUUAUGCCUAUGCCACGCCUGCCUGGACACCCAUGGGCAGUAUGGCCGACGGCUACAGGGGGCAGAUGCCGAGGCCCAACCAGGGCGGAAACUACCAAGGAUACAGCAACUUCAAGACUGCAGCUGCAGCCAAAGCUGCUUUGCAGAUGUUCCAGGGCCCUGGCAACGAGGAACGCCGACGCGCAGAAGAGGCGGCCAAGGCCAACGCUCGGAGGCUGAUGAAUGCACCUUUGCCAAAGGCUGGUGCCGACGCGCAGUCGAGGCCAAACGAGGAGCCUAGAAAUGAGAUGCCCAGGCUGGAAAAGCCUCAUGCCCCUGUCGCCAAGGCAGAGACCUUCGACGGUAGGCCGAGCCCAAACAUGUCAGGUGGUGGCUCUUCACGCUACACAGGAGUUCUGAAGGUCUUCAAGCAAGAGAGUGGUUAUGGCUUCAUCGACUGCGAGGAGCUGAAAAAGCUCUACGGCUGCGAUGUCUUCAUGAACCAAGGCAUCGAGGGCGGCAUCGUGGUAGGAAGCAUUGGCGCGAGAAGCCAGACUGGAGGCGGACAAAGAGAACGAGGACGAUCAAGGUGAUCAUCGUCUUCGGAUUGGCGAUGCCUUGGGCAAGGUCUUCAAGGGCACCGUGAAGAGCUUCAACGUUUCCCGGGGCUUCGGCUUUUUGACAGCUCCAGAGCUUCAGCGUUUGUUUCCGGGCAAAGAUGUCUAUGUGGCACAGACGCAGGUUCCAGAUAACCGACCGCUGACCAGUGGGUUUGAGGUGGAAUUUACUCUACACGUCACCCAGCAGGGGCAGCCACAGGCCAAGGAUUUGAAGUUAAUGAACACGUCUCCCGAGCUCGAUUACCUUGGUGAGCCACCAACUGCUGAGAGUGUCGGCCACAAACUCCUUUCGAUGCUGUCGUGAAGUGGAUCAGGAUCUGGGCUGCGCUUUCUUGAC
Molecule: messenger RNA, 1057 nt
Organism: Durusdinium trenchii
Lineage: Eukaryota; Dinophyceae; Suessiales; Symbiodiniaceae
Source: the annotation of a GenBank genome assembly